This is a messenger RNA of Malaya genurostris, 2534 nucleotides long. It is a transcript of the gene ABCB7, whose product is annotated as iron-sulfur clusters transporter ABCB7, mitochondrial. The transcript is spliced from 7 exons. Gene Ontology annotation, molecular function: ABC-type transporter activity; ATP hydrolysis activity; ATP binding. The record is from RefSeq and is a predicted model, not a curated record. Gene Ontology annotation, cellular component: mitochondrial inner membrane. NCBI's taxonomy places the organism in Eukaryota, Metazoa, Arthropoda, Insecta, Diptera, Culicidae. The coding region runs from base 35 to 2413 and encodes 792 amino acids. Gene Ontology annotation, biological process: transmembrane transport; intracellular iron ion homeostasis.
AACCUUACCGCCAACUGUCAAUUUGUUGAUAAAAAUGGGUUCUCUGCUACUUUUCACGAAAAAGCAGAGCAGCGGAAUAGAUAGGAUUUUACUGAAAAGUUUACGAAAAUCUUUUGCAUACCACCCUGCCACUGGAUGUGCACAUUCUUGUUUAACGAGUCGAAAUUUAUAUACAAGACCGAAAACCCACCAACAUCAAGAUGAAGUCCGUCAGUGUGCCCAAAAUAAACGUACUAACAGCAUGCGUAAUAUCGUUCCGGUUGCCCUCUAUACGAGCACGAAAUCAAUUCCAAAGACAACGGCUCUCGGUACCAAUGUGCUGGGAGGUAUUUUCCAGAAACGGCGAAGGAAAGGUCCCCAUAGUGGUUAUUCUCUUACGCCGCCAGUGUCGGCAUUGCAUAAAUCUGCCGUUAGUUGGUACCGCGGUUCCAGUUCACUUCAAGCCUUCUCUCCGCAAAGUAAACAGCAGCAACAACAUCAGGAGCAGAAGACCUUUCAAGUUCCCAUUCGCCCUCCGCAAAAACAACCAAUUCGACCUUGUUUCCAUCUAGGGCAUCAUCCUGCAUCCGGGGAAAACAUUGGCAGUUACGAAGGACCGGAAAUUACCGCGACUGAUAUGAUAAGAGCGAUGGCGACGUACAUCUGGCCGAAGGACGACGCACUCGUUAGGAAAAGGGUGCUUAUUUCAUUAGGACUUCUUGGUGGCGCCAAAGUGCUGAAUGUGUGUGUUCCUUUCAUGUUCAAAAUGGGAGUGGAUAAUUUGAGCUCGCUCAGUAUGGAUACCGUUCCACAAGCAGCUGCCUCAAUGACAAUAGCGGUUUUGCUAGGAUAUGGUAUCGCCCGAGCCGGUGCUGCAGGUUUCAAUGAACUACGGAAUGCGGUCUUUGCAAAGGUCGCUCAACACUCGAUCAGGAAAAUUGCCACCAACGUGUUCCUUCAUCUGCAUAAUUUAGAUCUGCAGUUUCAUCUAAGCAAACAAACGGGUGCUCUGUCGAAGACUAUUGACCGCGGAUCUCGCGGUAUCAACUUCGUUCUGACAGCGAUGGUGUUCAAUGUCGUCCCAACAAUAUUCGAGCUUGCACUGGUUUCCAGCAUUCUUGGGCUGAAAUGUGGAAUCGCAUAUGCAGGUCUUUCGAUGGGCUGUGUGGGUGUUUACAGUGCCUACACUUUGGCGGUAACUCAAUGGCGAACGAAGUUCCGUGUUUUUAUGAAUCAAGCGGAAAAUGAAGCUGGAAAUAAGGCAGUAGAUUCGCUAAUUAAUUACGAGACGGUGAAGUAUUUCAAUAAUGAAAUGUAUGAAGCGCAACGUUAUGAUGAUGUACUGAAAAAAUACGAAAUGGCCAGUUUGAAAACAAGCACCAGUUUGGCCUUGCUGAACUUUGGGCAGAAUGCUAUUUUCAGUGUCGCCUUGAGUGCAAUCAUGGUAAUGGCAGCGAAUGAAAUUGCGAAAGGAAAUAUGACCGUGGGAGAUUUAGUAAUGGUAAAUGGACUGCUAUUCCAAUUGUCUAUCCCUUUGGGGUUCCUAGGCAGUGUGUACAGAGAGGUCAGACAAGCUUUACUCGAUAUGAGGACUAUGUUCACCCUAAUGGGGGUAGAAAGUGCUAUUCAAUCAAAAUAUAAUGCUCCACCUUUGCGAAUUGAACGAGAGACAGCUUCAAUAGAGUUUAAGGAUGUUUGCUUCAAGUACAAAAACAGUAACCCUAUUUUUGAUCAUUUAAGUUUCACAAUAUCUGCCGGUAAAAAAGUUGCCAUUGUUGGUGGAUCGGGAUCCGGUAAAUCUUCAAUGGUACGUCUGUUGUAUAGGUUCUUCGAACCAACUUCCGGACAGAUUCUGAUCAACGGGCAAGACAUACGGGAAGUGGAUCUGCUCAGUUUGCGGAAGGCAAUUGCAAUUGUUCCACAAGAUUCAGUUCUGUUCCAUGACACAAUUCGUCACAACAUCCACUACGGAGAUUUGAGUAAAAGUCGGGAAGACAUGGAAUCGGCUGCCCGAAUGGCCGAUUUACAUGAUUCUAUCAACAGCUGGCCAAAACAGUAUGAUACCCAAGUAGGUGAGCGGGGUCUGAAAUUGUCGGGAGGCGAAAAGCAACGUGUAGCAAUAGCAAGAGCUAUUCUCAAAAAUUCCCCUAUAUUAAUUUUUGACGAAGCCACGAGCAGCUUGGAUUCUAUAACCGAACAAAACAUCCUGAAAGCAUUAGCUCGUGCAACAGAACACAGAACAAGCAUUUGCAUUGCCCAUCGUUUGUCAACAGUUAUGGAUGCAGAUGAAAUUUUGGUUCUAGAAAAUGGACGCAUCGGACAGCGAGGUACUCACGACGAAUUAUUGCAAAGGCAGGGUUUGUACACCAAACUGUGGGAUACACAAAAUAGGUUAUACAACGUUAGUGAUAAUGUGAAUAAAAAGAAAUCAUAAAACGAGAUAAGUACUUCUCGCAACAGAUAAAUAGAGUAUAAAUAGACAAAUUUCGUUAAACUAGAAAAAUCAAUUAUAUAAUGCUGUAAAUAAAAUGUUUUAUAAAUUACGUUGUUAAAAA